Molecule: messenger RNA, 375 nt
Organism: Trichoplax adhaerens
Lineage: Eukaryota; Metazoa; Placozoa; Uniplacotomia; Trichoplacea; Trichoplacidae
Exons: 3
Coding region: 1-375 (124 amino acids)
Source: RefSeq, a predicted model, not a curated record
AUGGCGCGAAAUGAAGGUGACCAUCGACUUCGCGAUCGCUUCGGCAGCAUUUUUACCAACUAUCUAAGCGCAAGAUUUCUCUUAAAUGACAACCAACAACGGGCAAGAGAUGUAGCGCAGUUUCAAGGAGAGAAUUACAUUGAAGUCAACGGAGACGAGACCGAUUUAGGCCGUGGACCUGCUGAUGUGGCACAAUUACUCAUUAACUUUGGAGAUAAUAUAGAAGACCUUCGAAGUGUCACUCACGAUUAUAUCGAUCAAACAUUGCAUUGGGCAAUCAGUAGUCAUGAAAUAGACAGCCGAGAGAGAGGCAACUUAAAAGAGCUGAGGCGUUUAGCGUUUUUACCUAGAAGGAUUGUUGGACAGAAAACAUAA